Protopterus annectens (West African lungfish) is the source of this 1028-nucleotide messenger RNA. RefSeq names its product nucleoplasmin-like. Gene Ontology annotation, biological process: chromatin remodeling. The coding region runs from base 482 to 937 and encodes 151 amino acids. Gene Ontology annotation, molecular function: RNA binding; chromatin binding; histone binding. Lineage: Eukaryota; Metazoa; Chordata; Ceratodontiformes; Protopteridae. The transcript is spliced from 7 exons. Gene Ontology annotation, cellular component: cytoplasm; nucleolus; nucleoplasm. The record is from RefSeq and is a predicted model, not a curated record.
CACUUAAUGGAACAUAUGAGAUGAGAAGGGAGAGCUUCUGUCCGUGGCCAGAGAGUGCCACUUGGUGCUUAUUUAAGAGAGUAGCCAGCAUAAUCAGGCCAUUACUGUCUAACUUUCUGUCAGUACUAUCUGCAUAUCGACAACUUCUUUGAACAUACUCUUCAUGUGACACUGUCAGAAAAGAUAUACUUUUAGCUGGAAAGAAACUGAAGAAGUGGCAGCAUCUGUUUCGCCUUCACAUGGAUCCAUCCAUUAGACUAUUACAUUAGGAAGAACCACACUGAAUGGUUGUUUUUCCUGCCUAUUUUUAGACAUAAACAAACAUCAUUAUCUGCCUCUUUCUCUUCAUCCUUUCUGAACUGAAGGUCAUACUCACUUAAAAUGAAAAUAAGGACCAACAAUAAGAAUCAUCCCUAAAUUUAGAUAACAGAUAUCAAAAGAAAUCUCACGUACCAGUUUUACCUCCUCUGAAAUCUUCGGCAUGCACCAGACUAGAGAUAUGCUAGAACCACCAAUGUAUUCUAGUUUCCUUUCAAAACCAGAAGAUUGUGUCUGUGUCCUGUGGGGUUGUGAACUGACUGCAAGCAACAGGAGGUUUGCAUUUGAGGUUCCAGAAGAUUACAGAGAACAUCAGCUUUCCCUAAGAACUAUUUGUUUAGGUGCGGAAGCUGGGGAUGAGCUAAAUGUUGUAGCAGUGGAAUCCAUGUACACUCACAAUGCAAAGCCAGUAAUCAUUGCAUCUCUCCGCUCUUCAGUCCUUCCAAUGGUUAGUAUAUAUGGUAUUGAUCUGCUCCCUCCUGCAACCUUUAUGCUAAUAUCCGGAUCGGGCCCUGUUUAUAUCUCAGGACAGCACCUAAUAUUGGAAGAAGAGAUGGAGGAGGAAUACAUCCCAAUUAAUGAGCUGAGUAUCGAUGACCUACAGUACAGCCCUUACUGAUGAAGGUGUAUCACUGAUGAAGAAUAUACAAAUUGUGUAUUUCAAUUUUAAAUUUUUUUUUACUAUAAUAAAAAUAUUGUUUAUGAAGAAA